Messenger RNA from Drosophila hydei, 2520 nucleotides. It is a transcript of the gene Sobp, whose product is annotated as sine oculis-binding protein homolog. NCBI's taxonomy places the organism in Eukaryota, Metazoa, Arthropoda, Insecta, Diptera, Drosophilidae. The coding region runs from base 76 to 2520 and encodes 814 amino acids. Gene Ontology annotation, cellular component: nucleus. The transcript has 5 exons. The record is from RefSeq and is a predicted model, not a curated record. Gene Ontology annotation, biological process: animal organ development.
AAAAGGAAAAAGAAAGCCAAUUUUGCCUAUUGAAAUCGGCUAGCCAAAGCCAAGGUGCAUCGCAUCCAGUUAGCAAUGUCUGCCAAAACUUCUCCAUCGAAUUCGCGGGAUGGCAAUGUGGCAGCUGCUGCCAGCGUUGUGCCACCAACUGUGGCAGGCGGCGUCGUUCAAAUCAAGAAAGAGCUGCCCAGUGAUGAGAUAAAGGAAUUCGCGCAGCAUACGAUGAACGAGCUGCUUGGCUGGUAUGGCUUCGAUGGCGUCGACGUGGAUCGGCUGGACUUAACGGCCAAGACGUCGCGUCUGCUGCAAAGCGCUGCAGCAGCAGCAGUGGCCACGCAGCAGCAGCAGCAUCAGCAACAGCAGCAGCAGCAGCAGCAUCAGCAACAACAGCAAAGUAGCCAUCUACGCAGCAGUCGCAGAAGCGCACUGGCAGCAGCUUUUCUCAACAACAACAACAACAACAGCAAUAGCAACAACAACUGCAACAGCCGCAAGGCGAGCAACUUGAAUUGUCACAGCAACACGACAACUCCUUCGGACCACGACACCCGCAGCUCGCGUGAGGAUGACUCCAAGAGUCCACAUUCAAUUGGCAAGCCGUCGGCAGCAUCUCUGACGACAUCGCAUACUGAGGAGAAAAUAGACUUUAACAACUGUUGCUGGUGCCAUCGCCCGAUCGCUGAGAAUGCGCCGGAUUAUCUAACGAGCUCGGAUGGACCACGCUACUGCUCCGAGUCCUGCUUCACUCAGAGCCGUCGGGCAUCCUUCAAGAAGGCCAAGACGUGCGACUGGUGCAAGCAUGUGCGACACGCCGUGAGCUAUGUGGACUUCCAGGAUGGCGCAUCGCAGCUGCAGUUCUGCUCGGAGAAGUGUCUCAAUCAGUACAAGAUGCAGAUCUUCUGCAAUGAGACGCAGGCGCAUCUCGACAUGAAUCCUCAUCUGCGGGAUCAGGGCCUGGAGGCAGCAGCCUCUGGCGAUGGGGCGGGGCUCAUAACGCCCGAUCUGUGGCUCCGCAACUGCCGCAGUCGGUCGGCCUCGCCUGCGUCCACAAUUUCGGUGUCACCAGGGCCGGCGGCUGUUUGCAUUGCGAAUACCUCCAAGCGGAGCUCGCCCUGCCACUCGCCACCCACUCAUCCAAGCAAACCUUUGAUCUCAGUGGCGCCCGUGUCCAAGCUGUUGGCUCAGAAGACAACCGCCAUGACUGGCGCACCGCAACCGCCAGCCGCUCAGCUGCAGCGGCACCACGCUCUUCACUCCGCAUCCAAGCCGGGCCGACGCAAGCGUGCGCAUCGUAUAGUUGGCGCUGGCUCAGAGACAGUUGCCAGCUUGCUGCAGAAGCAACAGCAACAGCAACAACAGCAACAGCAACAACAACAACAACAACAACAACAGCAGCAACAUCACCAGCCGCCUACGCUCAGCGCUGAUUUCGCCGGCUCCAGUGUGCCGUUGCCUCCGCUGUCGCCCAUGCAGGAGCAACAGCCACCGCAGCCUCAGCAGCAACAUCAACAUCAGCAACAGCAGCAGCCACAGCAGCAACAGCAUCCACAGCCGCUGCCACCGGCCAUGCCCUGUCGGCCUGCCACUGGCAUACCAGCGGGCUACUUUGCCACACCACCAAAUGGCGUGCUGGGUCAUCCAUUUGGAGCACGGCCUGCAGCUCCGCCGCCGCAUCCCUUCCUCGCUCCACCGCCGGGCAUGUUGCCGCGUGGCUUUGGCUCACACUUCGGGCCGCCGCCGCAGCUGCACCCACAGCUGCAACCGGAGCUGCAUGGAGCGCUGGGCGCUCUGCUAGGUGCUGCUCCGCCAGUCACUGUGAUGGUGCCGUAUCCCAUUAUAAUACCGCUCCCCAUACCCAUACCCGUGCCAUUGCCCGUCGUGGACUUCUACAAGGCGCAUUUGACUCCGGAGCAGCGCAAGCGUUACGAUGAAGAGCGUGCGGCGGCAACUGCAGCAGAGGAGCAGCCACAGCCUCUGGACUGCAGCAAGGCCAAGCCGGAGCUGGAAAUAGAGGAGCAGCAGAUGGAACCGCAGCUGGAACUGGAGCUGGAUCAGCAAAAUGAGGAGCAGGAGGAAGAACAGAAAUCUAUACCAAAGACAACACCAGCUAGAACAACACCAUCACCUGCAACAUCGCCCGUCACAGACUCCUCGCCGGACACGUUGAGCGAGACGACGCACUGCAUCGUUCUGCAUAAUGUGGAGUCAGAGGCGCGUGGUAACAAUGCCAACAGCUCAGCUGAGGCUGAGACACAGAAGCUGCCCAAGUUGAAGAUAACACGACUGCAAACCAAACGCACACUCAUACAAACCAAAGAUACCAGGGACGACAGCCCCACGUCGCCCACAGUGGGUAGUAGCAGCAGCUGCGCUGCAGCAGCGGAAAGUACUAGGCCGUUGCGCAAGCGCAAGAGAAUAAUCGAUUGUGAUUUUCAGAAGAUUACGCUGCGCGAAGUUGAGGCAGUCGAUGCACACAACAACAAUAGCAAUAGCAAUAGUAACAGUAACAGCAACAAAUGA